CCUCUGGAGUUUUGAAUUUAUUUAUUUCGAGAUUUACGCCCUUCUCAAAAGAUUUCGGGCUGCAAGUCAUCGCCUGAUGAUACGGUGCUCAACUAUCUGUCUUCAAGCUACACCACCCUCUACCAUCGCGUGCGUGUAGCGUAGUAAUCAAGCCAUGCAGUUUGGGUACGGUCUAGUCUUGGCAGCCAUCGUCCUUCCAGCCGUUGCUCAAGAGUCCUUCGACUAUCCCAGAUGUUCCGUUUCCUGCCUCCGUGAGACCCUCCCAGAGAUAGGCUGUUCCCUCCCGGACAUAGCCUGCCAGUGCGGUCCGGCUCGCCAGGAUGCGCUCAGACUGCUGAUCCGGCCAUGCCUCGAGGACGCGUGCGACGCCGAGGCCCGCUCCCGGUUAUGGACGGUCAUGAAUGAAACCUGCGCCUCUUAUUUCGCCACGAGCACACGCCCCGUCUCCUGGCCCACGGAGACUGUCUCUUCGGAACCCGGCUCCAGCGCGGACGGGCUGGGGACGCCGGUCGUCGGGGGAAGUUCCGUCGUCGCGUCGGAGCCUCCAACUGCCGCCACCGAGGCGCCUGAAGAGACGGCAUGGGACGAUGACGUUGGCGAUGACGGCGACCAUGACGAUGAGAGCGCAGCGGCUGCAACAUCGAUUGCGUUGGCAGUCACAGCCAUUGCGUUAUUCAUGGGGGUCGCUAUGGGUUUAUAGUCGGGUUCUUUUCUUUUCUUUUCUUUUCUUUUCUUUUUAUCCUUCUCUGUUUGUAUUUUCCCGUUCUUACCUGGAGAACAGGUUUUGAAUCGAAAAGGCCUAGCAAAUUGAUGCAAUAGACU
Molecule: messenger RNA, 822 nt
Organism: Sodiomyces alkalinus F11
Lineage: Eukaryota; Fungi; Ascomycota; Sordariomycetes; Glomerellales; Plectosphaerellaceae
Exons: 2
Coding region: 155-700 (181 amino acids)
Source: RefSeq, a predicted model, not a curated record